GAGCCCACAUUGGCUACUGCUGCCACAUCUAUUGGGCUCCAUCCCGCCCUGGACAAAGGCAUGCAGAUCACAACCACACAACUCAGAAAAACAGCCACAUGACCUGAAGUUACAUGCAGAAUUGGAUGCCAAGCCCCCAAACCCCUCACAUCCCCAGCCACGAGAGCAUCUGCAGCCAUAGCCUACCUAAGGGCUACCGACUAGGUGGGUCGGGCAAAGGCCUGGCCUGAUUGGUCACGGGGCCACUUAUUCCAUCAGCCAAUCAGAUGCCUGAGGUUUCCGUUGGUGCCGCCCACUUGCGGCUGGUCCUCGCGAUGGUGCUGGAGUUGUACCUGGACCUGCUUUCUCAGCCUUGCAGGGCAGUCUACAUCUUUGCCAAAAAGAACAACAUCCCUUUCAUGAUGAAGCCUGUUGAGAUGCUGAAAGGGCAACACUUCACUGAAGAAUUUAACAAGGUGAACAUCCUAAGAAAAGUGCCUGUCCUGAAGGAUGGAGAUUUCAUCCUAGAAGAGAGCACAGCCAUCCUUCUCUACCUGACCCGGAAAUACAACACUCCCAGCUACUGGUACCCGCCCGAUAUGAAAAAGCGAGCCCGUGUGGACGAGUACCUGGCCUGGCAGAUCAGCACCAUUCGGGCGGGUACAUCCAAAAUCCUCUGGCUCAAGGUGAGACCAGACCUCCUGUUCACUGGCGGUGCAGCCCCCUCCCCCCCACUGGCCCUGCAGAGCCUCCAAUGUCCCAGGAGGAGUAGAAGGGGAGGCCUGGUUCAGGGGGGGGGGGGCACUUGGGGAUGCUGCUUUUCCUACCAAAUCCACUGCAGGGGUGUUAAGAGUCAGAGACUGGGGGGGGGGUGUGCAUCCCCACAUAGAAGACAGGGAGCCACAGAGUGGCAGUGGAGAAGCAACCUAAGCUUGGAGAGUUGCAUGUGCCCCAGCCAGUUCGGCAAUGGCUGGCAACUCACAGAUAUAAUGAAGCCCAUGCGAAGGACACCCUUGGCAAUCAGAUCAUUUGGGGGUGUUACGUAUCCCCCCAAAACAUACACUCAUGGAGACGUGUCAGUGAGAGGACCGAGGCAGCAGGGGACCAUCUCCUGUUUACUCCUCCUGGCAGCAACUCCUCAGAUCUUCUGGCACUCUCCUCAGAACAAGGGAGACAGCAGCAAAGGAACCAAACAGCCAACCUGGCAAGAGCCUCCACAGGACCAGCCCUUGGGGCCCCCCAGGGAGCCCCAGUCCCAGCCCAGGUCUCCACACCCUCCCUUGGCACCUGCCUGGGAGAAGCUCAUCUCCUCUCCCUCUCUUCUGCAUGUCUCUGUGGGGCAGGUGGUGAUCCCGCUCUUUGUAGGCCAUCAAGUGUCCCCAGAGAAGCUCUAUGAAGCAAUGGAGGAACUGAAUCUCGCCAUCCAGAAGCUGGAGGACAAGUUCCUGCAGGACAAGCCAUUCCUCAUUGGCCCAGAGAUCUCCCUGGCCGACCUGGUGGCCAUCGUGGAGCUGAUGCAACCCUUGGGAGCUGGCUGCGACAUCCUUGUGGGUCGCCCCAAACUCCAGGAGUGGCGCAAAAGGGUGGAGCUGACGUUGGGGAAGGACCUCUUCAUGGAAGCCCACAACCGGAUCCUGAACCCCCAGGAAUUGAAGAGCAUCAUCAUUGAUCCACCCCUGAAAGCACAGAUGAAACCCCUGCUCUUGAAGAUGCUGAAAUAAACAUGGAAAUUUAUCAAUGGAGCUUUCCCCCUCCCUGUUCCAGCUCUUCUUGCAUCCUCUGCCCACCACCCCCAGCCAGCCCUGGUUUCAGGUUUGGCUUCCAAUGAUCCUUGCUCCAAGCCCCUUUCCUUAUUGCCUGGCUCACCUCAACCAGGGGAGGCACUGGAAUAAUUCUGGUUGGCAUAAGCAUAUUACCAUCUUCAUGGGGGUGGGGGGUGGGCUACUGAGCAACUCUCCCCAUUCCCAGCUACCCUGUGCAAGCCCAGAUUGUGAAUGAAGGCUGCAACACAGGUUCAGAAGGAAUCAAGUACUUUUGCCAACCAUGGAUACAUGUUAGAACUGCAGAUUAUUCAUCUUCAAUUGUCUAUUGUCCACAAUUCUUUAGGAAAUACAUAUUGUGGAAGCAUAAUAGAAUAAAAUCCAGUAAGGAAUAAGAUAAAAUAAUUGUCAAUAAUAUUAAAUAUAUCACAUGUGGAACAAGUAGCUCCCAAGUUCUAAUUCCAAAAGUUUUUCUUAACACUUGGGAAUGGAAGCCUCAACCGGCCUAGGAAGUCUCUCAGCAAGAGCCCCCACCAGCAGGCAAGAAACUCCUAUAUCUCAUGGGAUGGGGGAACAUCUGGAGGGUGCAGAGACCCUAAGACCAAGGCAGCUUUCAAGGGUUAGAGCUGUCCCGGGAAUGAACUGGUUUGAUCUUCCGUGUGAUCAGAUUGGCCAGAUCUCUGCUGAGCUGGUUUAGACAAACAGAGUUCUGUGGGCGUGGCUUGGUGGGCAUGGGAGGGGAAGGUUACUACAAAAUCCCCAUUCCCUCCA
Messenger RNA from Thamnophis elegans (Western terrestrial garter snake), 2510 nucleotides. Its product is annotated as glutathione S-transferase theta-1-like. Gene Ontology annotation, biological process: glutathione metabolic process. Gene Ontology annotation, cellular component: cytoplasm. Bases 267 to 1700 code for a protein of 477 amino acids. Gene Ontology annotation, molecular function: glutathione transferase activity. NCBI's taxonomy places the organism in Eukaryota, Metazoa, Chordata, Lepidosauria, Squamata, Natricidae. The record is from RefSeq and is a predicted model, not a curated record. The transcript has 4 exons.